AUGCUUGCUUGCAAAGUAGUUGCUGGAGGAGAACAAAUCAAGAAAAUUAACGAGCAACUGAAGGCAGGUAAGGAAAACGAACCCCAAAAAUCUAAAGAUUCUUUCAAGUCUGCAACUAAGGGGGAAGAAACUGUUUCUUCUGAAACAGAGCAAGUAAUAUCUAGGCCUAAAAUUACAUCUGAAGUAAUCUCUGAGGUUACUGUAAAUCUGAAAAAUAGAUUUAUUUUGGUAGGAACUGUGGAUGAGAUAGAGACCACUGAGUCUGGAAAAAUUGGUGUAUGGAGUGAGGAAUCUGCUAGAGAAGAAGAAGAAAGCGAACCCCUCGAGGACCUACUGAGAAAAGUGUCUGAUAGUUACAAUCCUAAAAAGAAAAAGGAUUUAGGAGUUAAAGUCCCUGGUACUGCUAGGGAAAACAAAAAGAGAAAUGCUGCCUCUUCUAUCCCAGUAGAUACUCCUCCUACAAGAGGAAGUACUACAAGGAGUCAGAAGAAGCAUAGUGAGGCUGAACUGGAAAAGGCCCUAGAAGAAAGUAAGAGAAAAGCUGCUGCAAAGGGAAAGAAGAAGGUGGUUGAGCCUGUUGAGGCAGUUGAAAUUGAGGAGAUGGACCUGGUUCUUCGUGAUGAAGAGGAGACAGAAGAAAUUGAGGUUGUGACUCUAAAGGCAAAGAAGUCUGUUUCAAAGACAAAGUCACCCUCUACCUUGGCUAAAAGAACUAGGUCUGCCUUGAAGUCCAGAAAAGUGAAAGUAGUGGAAGAAGAAGAAGGGAGUGAAGAAGAAUAA
Nicotiana tabacum (common tobacco) is the source of this 780-nucleotide messenger RNA. The record is from RefSeq and is a predicted model, not a curated record. Lineage: Eukaryota; Viridiplantae; Streptophyta; Magnoliopsida; Solanales; Solanaceae.